Messenger RNA from Seminavis robusta, 706 nucleotides. The record is from the annotation of a GenBank genome assembly. NCBI's taxonomy places the organism in Eukaryota, Bacillariophyta, Bacillariophyceae, Naviculales, Naviculaceae.
ACCUUUUCUGCUUGGUAUCCCCAACCUUAGUAAGUCCCACAAGGAUUUUAGUAGGAUCAGAAUCAUUCAAUUGCCGUCCGUCGUUUCUUGAACCAAGAGGAAAAGCCUUGGAUUGAUCGUAUGAAAACGUUCAGUGCAGGCCAUCGUUCGAACAAAGGGAACAAAAACGGGCCCAGAGCUCUCUCGUUUUGGCGUGAAAUCAUCGAUGACAUGCUUCAUGUAAAGCCCACAAUUCCGACUCGCUUGGCCAAACCAAAGGUCCAGGCUCCACUUUUUUCUCGCCCAUCUUUAGAUACACAUUAUGGUCCUUUGGUUUUUAGCUGCUGGAAUUGCCGUCGAGGUGGCCAAGGAGCGUGACUAUGGAGAACGUCGUAUGAAGGAAAUGGAAAUCCACAGUCGACGGACCAUCAACCUGCCACGGACAGUCAGUUGCAUCCCAAGAGCCGCCAUGCAGCGGUGCACAACGUCGAGUGGCAGCCAUGUAAUUGACCGACAGCUUGUAUUCGAUGAACGGUCUGGAAGCCUCUUUGCUCAAAAGGGAAUGUCGUCGGCACAACGGCGACUCGAAUGGUCUUAGGACGCACCAUGGCUAUUUCUUGAGAAAGGACGUUUGCGUGCACAGUUUCACGGUUUAGACGCACGGAGUAAAGAGCAACAUUGCCAGCACAACACUAAAAGCAUACUAGCAACAUUGCCAACACAACAC